UUUGGCGAGACAAGCGUGAACUGCGCUGAGAUUUGGGAAGGAAUCUUUAUUGUUCAGAUCCCUCCUCCUUCUUGGGAAGUGGGAGGACCCGAAAAGUUCCUCGCAAAAGGGAGAAUUGUUCCAGGGCUCAGUCAUCCAAAAACGUCCUUUCAAUGCAAGAAGUUGGGGAGCCGAAGAAAAUGUCGGUGCUGCUGCAGCAGUAAAUUACUGAAGCAGUAGCGGUUUGAGGGAAAAAAGAGGAAUUGGAGUUUUCUUGGAUUAAAUAGUGAGAAACGUUGGGAAAAGUCGAACUCCGAGAAACUGGUGGAUUCAACUCCAAACCACUGCACGUUUUUGGGGUAGUGUAUGGAAGAUGUCUGGGACGUUGGAUUGGAUUCCCUGGGAAAGAAAGCGGAAGAUUCGAGUACUCUGUUCUCUGUGUGUGCUGCUGUUCUGCCUGCAGGAUAGUACUGCUGUUACAGAUGACGUCCCAGUGUUCACCGAGGAGCCGUUCUCGGUGGUACAGAAACUGGGGGGCAGUGUGACCCUGCGCUGCAGUGCCCUGCCUGACCAUGUCAACAUCAGCUGGCAUCUGAAUGGCAGAGAGCUGCCAGCUGGGGGCGACGAGGAGCUUGGAGUGCUGGUGCGGCCCGGUUCUCUUUACAUCCCCUCCCUUACAAACCUCACCGUGGGCAGAUACCAGUGUGUGGCCACCACCAGCGUCGGGUCCUGCGCGAGUGUGCCGGCCAACGUUACUGCAGCGAAACUGCGUGAUUUUGAGCCUGAUGACCAGCAGGAGAUUGAGGUGGAUGAAGGGAACACGGCAGUAAUCGAGUGUCAUCUGCCUGAGAGUCAGCCUAAAGCUCAAGUCCGCUACAGUGUCAAACAGGAAUGGCUAGAGACAUCUAAAGGAAAUUACCUGAUCAUGCCUUCAGGAAAUCUGCAAAUAGCCAAUGCUACACGGGACGACGAGGGCCCGUAUAUUUGUGCUGCUUACAACCCUGUCACGCAGGAAAUAAAAACUUCCACCUCUACCGACCGUCUAAGAAUACGACGAUCAACCUCUGAAGCGGCUCGUAUCAUCUAUCCUCCUGCAUCACGCUCCAUUAUGGUGAAUAAAGGCCAGCGGCUUGUGCUGGAGUGUGUGGCCAGCGGGAUUCCCACUCCACAGGUCACAUGGGCUAAAGACGGCCUGGACUUGAGGAAUCUUAACAACACCAGAUUCUUGCUCAGCAACUUGUUGAUUGAUGCUGCAAGCGAGAGCGACUCAGGCACCUACGUGUGUCUCGCUGAUAACGGCAUCGGCUCCGCCAGCUCUGCUCAAGUGCUGUACGACGUGCAGGUGUUUGAGCCUCCUCAGGUACGUGUGGAGCUGCAGCAGCAGGACGUGGCGUGGGGGGAUACGGUGCGCUUCAGCUGUCAGGUGAGGGGCAAACCUGCGCCCACUGUGGUUUGGCUCUACAACGCUCAGCCACUGAGCCCAUCGCCCCGCCAUAGGGUGUCUGCACAGGUGCUGCGCGUGCUCAAUGUCGGCCCACAAGACAAUGGCAUGUACCAGUGCAUGGCGGAGAACGGCGUGGGCAGCUCACAGGCAGCUAUACGACUCCUCACUGUGCCUACAGUGCCCUCUCGAAAGCUCCCCAUGAUUCGUCCUUUGAGUCCGGAUAAGGUGUUGCGUGAGCAGCCACCGCUGAAGCCACCAGUGUCCACCAGUGUGGUGCUGCCCUUCGACUGCUCUGAGGUGCGAGUCUCUCCUGCUGAAGCUCCAGUCAUCCUCAGUCAGCCGCGCACAGGCAAAGCAGAUUACUAUGAGCUGACCUGGAAACCCCGUCAUGACGGAGGAGCGCCUGUGCUGGAGUACAUCAUCAAGUACAGAAAGGCUGGAGAGUCUCCUGGAGAGUGGACCACCAACACUAUUUCAGGGUCUCAGCACAAGCUCACACUGACCAAACUGCAACCAGCCAGUCUCUAUGAAGUGGAAAUGGCUGCUAAGAACUGCGCUGGACUCGGCCAGCCCGCCAUGAUGACCUUCAGGACAGGCAAAUGGCGAAGAGGGGGACCAAUAGGCCCUCCAAAAACCCCAGUGGUGCAGCCUCGUCUCUCUCCUCCAGAAGCUCCGGAUAGACCCACGGUGUCGAUGGCCACUGAGACCUCGGCUUACGUGACGUGGAUCCCUCGAGGGAACCGGGGUUUCCCCAUUCAGUCUUUCCGUGUGGAGCACAAGAAGCUGAGGAAGGGCAGUGGAGAUUGGGAGGUGGCGGUGAACAACAUCCCUCCGUCCCGACUCUCGGUGGAGGUCACCGGCCUGGAGAAAGGAACAUCAUACAAGUUCAGAGUUUUGGCUGUUAAUGUGUUGGGAGCGAGUCCACCCAGCGCCCCCUCCAAAGCCUACACAGUGGUGGGCAGCGGGCCUCCAAACAGACGUCCCAUUGACGGACCCUACAUCACCUACAACGAGGCCAUCAAUGAGACCACAAUCAUCCUCAAAUGGACGUACACACCACUCAACAACACCCCAAUUUAUGGCUUCUACAUCUUCUACCGGCCCACCGAUAGCGACAACGACAGCGACUACAAAAAAGAUGUAGUGGAAGGUGACCGCUAUUGGCACUCCAUCACCGAUCUACAACCCGAAACAGCUUAUGACAUUAAGAUGCAGUGUUUCAAUGAAGGAGGAGAGAGCGAGUUCGGCAAUGUCGUCAUUUUAGAAACGAAAGCUCGGCCUCACCAGAGGACCACACCUCCGGAGACCGCAUCAUCCAGACCCGAACAUCCAGGAAACCCUGUUCCCCGGCCUGGAGAUCUGCCUUACCUCAUAGUGGGUGUUGUGCUCGGAGCGUUCGUUUUCAUCAUCGUGGCAUUCAUCCCAAUCUGCCUGUGGAGAGUCUGGGCUAAACAAAAACAAACAUUAGACAUGCGCUUUCCAACUCUGGCAGCUACGGUUUCUCCAUGCCAGUACACCAUGGUCCCCCUGCAGGGAUUGGCUCUUGGUCGAGCCUGUCCUGUAGACCCUCAUCUGAGCCCGUCCCACACCGUAUACGCUCCUAAAGCAGAAUACAUUCCCAAUGGAAAACAUGCCGCUCAGCGCCUGCCACCUGGACACCAGGAGGAUCCCAACUAUGAGCUGGAGUGUGAUGCACUGCUGCCUCAGAGCCUUCCCAAUCAGCAACAAAGCCUCCACCAUUACUGUAACGGGGUUCCUGGCUGUCCUGAAGAGGGAUUCUGCGUGUCUGAUGAUUCUCCUCUGCGGGUCUUCAGUCUGUCAGACGCUCCACAGCAGUCUCAGGACGAUCACUCGCUCAACGAAUGUGUUCACACAGAAGAAGAGCUCACUGCCGAUUUAACCCUGUUAUCAAUAGCCGAGGCCAGCAUUAACCGGCUGCUCCAACAAGAAGAGGAAACAACUGAGAACACAAAGCAGCUUGAGGAACAAGAGACACAUGAUCCAGAAGAUGGAUGAAACUAAAAUACUGAAAAAAAAAGGAGGAUUAAAAAAGAGAAAGUAUUUAUUUUUGUAUAACAGAUGCUAUAUUUAUAUAUUUAUGUAUUUGUACAGGUUUUUUUAGAAUGUGUGUAUAUAUAGCUUGUUUAUAUCAGAUGAUUUACAUAUUUUGGUAUGAUCGUCUGUUACCAUCUGGACUUCUUAUUUGUAAUAAGCAUGCUGUAUAAAUGAUCCUCAUGUGAGAAAAAGGAACAACCAGACACCUCAACAGCGUACAGACAGUAUCUGAAAUAAGCUGUAGAUUUUCCACUGGUCUUUGAAGAACAGCUGGUGGGAAAUGGAAUGCUUUAAGGGCAUUAUGAUAGUAAUGAUCCACUCAUUAGGAAUGUACCAAUGGGGACGACUGACUGUUUAAAAACACUUUGCAUCCAUAAAGACCUAUUUUAGUAUGUGUACGGCUUAUAUGCACAGCAUGUUGUAUUCAAGUACAUUUAAGGGCUACUGUGAGGAUUAAACACACAAUGAAUAAACGGCCAGGAAAGUUUGUUGGUGCAGUGUUUUACAGCUGUGUACAUAUGUUACUAAGAUUUAUCUAUUUUCAUCAUCAUUAACAUAAAUGUUAACAAAUAUAUGCAAAGUAUAUGCAUUCUGUGUAGUAAUAUUCACUAUGAGAGAGAGAGAGAGACCAUAUAUUGUAGGUAUUUAUAUAUUUUGCUGUAGCCUGGAUGCGAACACAAAAAAACACACAUGCUGACCUGUGACAUGCUGAGUUUUACAAAUAUUUGAAACUGGUUUGUAGUCCACUUGUAGUUGUACUUUUACUUUUGGAGAGUCGCCGUUCUCCUGCAUCAGUGUUAGCUUCUUUCUGCUGUUAUGAAAACAUGAAGGAAACGAUCAAGUCUCUGACAUAUCCCCCAAGUGUAGCUGCAUGGUUACCUGGAUUGAGCACUAUUGCCUGUAAAUAAAGCUAAAGAAAUCAGA
Molecule: messenger RNA, 4402 nt
Organism: Danio aesculapii
Lineage: Eukaryota; Metazoa; Chordata; Actinopteri; Cypriniformes; Danionidae
Gene: boc
Product: BOC cell adhesion associated, oncogene regulated
Exons: 19
Coding region: 353-3439 (1028 amino acids)
Biological process (GO): nervous system development; cell-cell adhesion; axon guidance
Cellular component (GO): plasma membrane; axon
Molecular function (GO): protein binding
Source: RefSeq, a predicted model, not a curated record